Molecule: messenger RNA, 3394 nt
Organism: Pristis pectinata (smalltooth sawfish)
Lineage: Eukaryota; Metazoa; Chordata; Chondrichthyes; Rhinopristiformes; Pristidae
Gene: mmp9
Product: matrix metallopeptidase 9
Exons: 13
Coding region: 60-2069 (669 amino acids)
Biological process (GO): proteolysis; extracellular matrix organization; collagen catabolic process
Cellular component (GO): extracellular matrix
Molecular function (GO): zinc ion binding; metalloendopeptidase activity
Source: RefSeq, a predicted model, not a curated record
GAGCAACAGAAGCAUCCGAAGAGCCAGGAACUCCAGCUGAUCUUCCUCUUGCUCACAAAAUGAAGCUGAUAGAGGUGAUGUUGAGCCUAGCUCUGUUUGCACACAGUUCCUUCAGUGCACCGACAACUCCCCUGGUCAUGACAUUUCCCGGGGAGCAGAACAUGACUGACAUUGAGAUGGCAAUGAACUACCUGCAGAGAUUUGGCUAUGUGAAUUUAAAAGGGACAGGCAAUUCCAUGAUUAGCCUAAAAUCUGCCAUCACAAAGGUGCAAAGGAACCUAGGUCUGCCCGAAACAGGGGAACUUGAUACAACCACACUCAGUGCCAUGAGACGGCCGCGCUGUGGGGUGCCUGAUGUUCUUAGCUACAAGACGUUUGAUGACGAAAAAUGGGAUCACACUGACUUAACCUACAGAAUAGUAACCUAUACACCUGACUUGGAUCCAGCAGUCGUCGACGAUGCGAUCGCUCGUGCGUUUAAGCUGUGGAGUGAUAUCACUCCAAUAACGUUCACUAGAAUCUACAGUGGGGAAGCAGACAUCAUGAUUCAGUUCGGCAGAAGAUGGCAUGGAGACCAAUAUCCAUUUGAUGGAAAAGAUGGUCUGUUGGCACACGCCUACCCACCCGGAAAGGACAUAUAUGGCAGUCUGCAUGGUGAUGCCCAUUUUGAUGAUGAUGAGUUCUGGACCUUGGGAACGGGAGCAGUGGUUAAGACUCAUUUUGGAAAUGCCAAUGGCGAUUUCUGCCACUUCCCGUUUACAUUUGGCGGGAAGACAUAUAAGGCGUGUACUGCAGAUGGAAGAUCUGACGGGUAUGUCUGGUGCGCCACCACCCCGGACUUCGAUAGAGACCAGAAGUAUGGAUUCUGCCCACAUGGACUGCUCUAUACCUUUGGUGGAAAUAGUGACAGUUCACCCUGUGUGUUCCCCUUUGUAUUUGAUGGCAAGAGUUACGAUCAGUGCACAUCAGAGGGUCGUAGUGAUGGCCUCAAAUGGUGUUCAACCACCAGCAACUAUGACGUGGAUAAAAAGUAUGGCUUCUGUCCCAGUCCAGCUGAUGCUGUGGUGGGUGGAAAUUCUGAUGGCGAUACGUGUACAUUUCCUUUCAAAUUCUAUGGCAAAAUGUACAGUGAGUGCACCACGGCUGGACGAUCAGAUGGGAAGCCCUGGUGUGCCACCACCAGUAACUUUGAUGAAGACAAAAAGUGGGGCUUCUGCCCUGAUGUUGGAUACAGCCUAUUUUUAGUGGCAGCCCAUGAAUUUGGACAUUCUCUGGGAUUGGAUCAUUCAUCCAUCAAGGAUGCCCUAAUGUACCCAAUGUACAGCUACACAGAGAACUUCAAGUUAUCCAAUGAUGACAUUGCUGGAAUACAGCAUCUAUAUGGACCAAAAUCAAGUUCUACACCCAGCUUUACAACGUUAGUAGAUUCAACAACUACUGAAUCAGCUUCAACAACAGCAGCACCAGUUUCAACAACUACUGCUGAGCCACCUGCAGACAUCUGCAAAGUUGACAACUACGAUGCUGUUGCAAGUAUAAAGAAAACACUUCAUUUCUUCAAGAACGGAAAUGUUUGGAAACUUGCAACAACGAAGAAAGUUGUCAAAGGACCGAUUCCAAUUGCAAAACUGUGGCCAAAAGCUCCUUCCAAAAUCGAUGCUGCCUUUGAAGAUCCAAUUAGCCAGAACGUUUACAUUUUCUCAGGGAGAUGGUACUGGGCAUUCUCUGACACCAGGCUGCUGCAGGGCUAUCCCAAAGAUAUCAGCAAACUGGGCAUCGAUGACCAAGUGGAACGGAUAGUCGGUGGCAUCAUGAUAAAUCGGAGGAACGUGCAGCUGUUCGGUGGGCAGAAGGUUUGGAGGGUCAACAUGGAGACUCAGAAAGUCGACAGAGUCAGUCAAAUUUACGACGAUUUCCAUCACGUGCCUGUCGAUUCCAAUAUUGUAUUCAUGCACCAAAUGAGCUUCUACUUCCUGCGUGACCAGUAUUUCUGGAAGAUGGACACUCACUAUCGGAUUACUUACGUGGGAUAUAUUAAGCGUCACCUGCUGAACUGCAAGCGAGUUUGAGCUUCAAGACCAACAUUCCCUGGAGGAAGAAUUAUUCUGUAAUUUAUUGUGUUUAUAUUAUAUUUUGGCAUCACAGCAUAAUCCUUGAGUUUCCUUUGGUUUCAAUUUUACUGGGUUGUCGCUGAAGGGAAAUUUAUACAAACACUUUAUCAAAGGUGAAAGUAUAAAUGUAAAAUUGAAAUUUCAUUUGAAACAAAGGAUUAACUCAUUAUUUGUAAAGAUAAAUAAUUGACUCUGUUUAUUCAGGCUGAGUCAAUGUGCCUACUGGGCAGUCUAAUCUGGAAUGAGGUUUGGAGUGCUCAGUCCGUGUGAACUUAAUGUUCUGUCACAUGGUGGCGUGCAUUCUUGUACGAUUUAAUUGUGAAGCAGGUGCAAAUUCAUAAAGACUCUGUCUAAGGUAUAAAGAAUGGUACAUGUGAUUAUCAGUGGAAUAUACUGCUUACUUCUGCUAUCAGCUGGUACGUAAUGUAUCAUGGAAUUCAAAUAUGUCUUCCUUUAUGGAUCGUGGGGAAAAUUGUAUCCUACUAACACCCUAUGACUAGUGUAUUUUACAAAAGGCAGAUUAUUGUAUAUUAUUUAUUCUUACUUCCAUGUUUCUUUUUCUACUGGGGAACAGUUUUGAGAGAUUUCACUUGGCAAUGUGAACAUCCAGCCGUUGAUCGGUGCAAAGCACAGGUGCAUUGCAGUUACAGCCAAACUCCUUGUGUAUCUCAGUGGUGCUGCCCAACAUCUCCCUGGUAAUAAGUUAUUGCCACUAAUUAGGCCAUCAAACAGCAGGCCAUCUAUUAAAGGGAUGGUACUCAUUGACACACCUUGACUGCACAUAACUUGGGAAGAGGUCUCAGUCAUUUCAUCACCCUUCCAAUCACGUCUGACUCCAGGACUGUAAAAUGUGGAACUUCAUUUGUCCCCCUAUCAUGUCGAUUCUCAGCUCGGCUCAGCUCACAGACGACAGGACAGUAAGUGGGCAGGAUCACCUGCCCCUGAACUCCUGAGCAAAUUACGAGUCUGAGAAGCUUCAACCGCAGCCUGCCAUUACUGAAAUGGAACUGGCAAAAUGUUCAUGACCAUGAAGAUGAUUUAUUGGUAUUGGUAUUGGUUUAUUAUUGUCACUUGUACCGAGGUACAUCCGUCAUGCCAGUUGUUUGAUGUGUUGGUUGUAUUUGGAUUUCACUCAGCAUUACUGAGCACAACAUCUCCAGUAUUUUAAAGAAAACUCCAUCUUUUUAAUAUUAGUUAAUUUAAAGUUUCAACUAUGUAACUGAAGAUAAAUUAUUUUAAUUUUGAAUGCUUUUUUUUGUAAAUAAUAAACAGCUUGUUAAACC